Molecule: messenger RNA, 1134 nt
Organism: Mesitornis unicolor (brown roatelo)
Lineage: Eukaryota; Metazoa; Chordata; Aves; Mesitornithiformes; Mesitornithidae
Gene: SLC25A1
Product: solute carrier family 25 (mitochondrial carrier; citrate transporter), member 1
Exons: 10
Biological process (GO): mitochondrial citrate transmembrane transport
Source: RefSeq, a predicted model, not a curated record
GGUCAGGAUCACUGGCAGCUGGGGCACUUGUGGACUCACUGCAUUUGGGGAGUGAUUCCCUGCGCCAGGAGCGGGAUCCCCCGCUGGAGGCACCUUCUCCAGGGCCAGGCAGAGCGACCUUCCCUGAAGGACAUCCUCUCUCCUCUGGCUCUGCCUGUAGGAGGGAGGGCAGUGGCCUUGGCAGCACCUGGGGUGUUGGCACGGUGCUGCUCCAAUCCCCAUCCUCCCCUCCUCUCCUACCUAGGUGGCCUGGCCGGAGGGAUCGAGAUCUGCAUCACAUUCCCCACCGAGUACGUGAAGACGCAGCUGCAGCUGGAUGAGAAGGCAAACCCUCCUCGCUACAAGGGCAUCGGGGACUGCGUGAAGCAGACCGUCCGUGACCAUGGCAUCCGGGGGCUGUACCGGGGACUCAGCUCGCUGGUGUACGGCUCCAUCCCCAAGGCCGCCGUCAGGUUUGGGAUGUUCGAGUUCCUCAGCAACCAGAUGCGAGACGAGAAGGGGCGGCUGGACAGCACGCGGGGCCUCGUCUGUGGGCUGGGCGCCGGCGUGGCCGAGGCCGUGGUGGUGGUCUGCCCCAUGGAGACCAUAAAGGUGAAGUUUAUCCAUGACCAGUGCUCCCCCAAGCCCAAAUACCGCGGCUUCUUCCACGGCGUCCGGGAGAUUGUUCGGGAACAGGGACUAAAGGGGACCUACCAGGGCUUAACCGCGACUGUCCUUAAGCAAGGAUCGAACCAGGCCAUCCGCUUCUUUGUCAUGACCUCUCUCAAGAACUGGUACAAAGGGGAUGAUCCCAACAAGGUCAUCAACCCAUUCGUCACGGGGGUGUUUGGAGCCCUUGCUGGAGCUGCAAGCGUCUUUGGCAACACCCCCUUGGACGUGGUGAAGACCAGGAUGCAGGGCCUGGAAGCGCACAAGUACAAGAGCACCUGGGACUGCGCCUACCAGAUCAUGAAAUAUGAAGGGCCCCUGGCGUUUUACAAGGGCACGGUGCCUCGCCUGGGCCGCGUCUGCCUCGACGUGGCCAUUGUCUUCGUUAUCUACGACGAGGUGGUCAAGUUCCUCAACAAAGUGUGGAAAACGGACUGAGGGGCAGGCCAGGCUCACCCCGUGGGGCUGCAGCUGGAGAGCCGUGAC